UUAUUUCAGUAACUACUCUUCUUAUUUGAGUGACUCUUCUUUCUCUUGGACUUCUUGUCGUUUUUGAAGUAUAUUCAAGUUUGUACUCUAUUGUGUAUCUAAAGAAUUGGUCAUAUUUUGAGAAUCAAAUUAACUCGAACUAAAGAAAGAUAUAAAAAGCAAGUAAACUGAUUCAAAUUACCUCCAGGUGUGCUGUACAUUGAAGGUAGAAACACUAUAGUUCUAUUUAGGCAUGAAACUUUGCAAACUCAAGAUCUUUCAAGAAGAUACGUUCUAAUAGUUGCACUAUAUAUGAUUGUGUUCUUGUCAAACUGAAUCCCUGUUUUCUAUUUACUUGAAUCUCUAUGAUACGACUCUUAGUCUUCUGCGAGUUGACAUUUUUUUCAUUCUCUAAAUUAGAUUUGUUGUUUUUUGUUUAAGUAAUUACUCUUCUUGUUCGAGUUACUCUUUUAUCUCUCGGAUUGCUGGUUUUUUCCAUAAUUUGGUCAUGUUUCUUAAGAUCAUUAACCUUUGAAACUUUCCAAUAAAAUAGGGAUGAAAUUAGAAUCAUUAUUAACACUAGGCUUAGGAUUACUCAAUAAUAUCUCACUUGUUGGAAGGUUACCAAAACUGCACAACAUUUUUCUAUUGCAACUCAUGCGUUCUUCAGGUAAGUUAAUGAAAUGUUUGAUCUAGCAAUCCUACCUAUUCAAUUUCCAGAGAUUCAAUAUAUUUAACUUGCAACUUGAACCUGUAAUUGAAGAGUAUGACUCAUGAUCUUCUCGAGUUGCUUUAUUCUCUAACUUAAGUUUUUUUUUUGUUCAAGUUACUGCUCAUCUUGUUCCCUUUCUCUAGAAUUGAUGGUCAUUUUUUAAAAGUAUAUUAAUUUUGUAGCUGCACCAUAUAUUCUUCCGGUAUUAACUAAAUCUCUGUUUUUUAUGUACUCGAACCUCAAGUAUGGCUCUUCCUUCAUUAUUAUGCAAUAUAAUAGAAAGAGAAAGACAUUUUCUUUGUCAAAUGUAAGAUGCAAUAUAAUGUAGGAAUUUAGGGUGCACUCUUCAUAAUUUGGUCAUGUUUCUUAAUUUCACUAACCUCUGUAACAUUCAAGUGGAGUGAUGGUAAGAAUAAAUAGAGAAUCUCUGUUUUCUAUCAACUCAAAUCUCAGGUGUGCCUCCUCUUCCUUUAGUAGAUUCUUUCUAUUCUCUAAAUUCAAUAUGCACCAUGUUGAUUUCGCUGCUUUUCUCAUUAACAAAGCUCUAAAUUAGAAAGUUUCAAUGUCGAUUGUUACCCAUGUCAAUAGGUUGAGAAUGAGGUUGAAGAGCAAGAAAAGAUUGUUUUCUGAAGUUUGAUAUAUUGUUCAAAUUACUUUUCAAAUAAGGUACAGAGAAUAAGAAGAUUUAAUCAACUACACAUACAGAAGAAGUAGAGUAACUACUAUUUAAUUCAUUAAGAUGUAAUAUAAUGUUGGAAUUGACAUAGAAACCCAAUGUCUUCGUCAAAUGUAAGAUUCAAUAUAAUGUAUGAAUUUAAGUGCAUUCUUCAUAAUUUGGCCAUGUUUCUUAAUUUCAUUAAUUCAUGAGAAAUACUUGGUCCAACUUCAGAACUCUUUCACAAUCUGGUCAUCAUACUUCUAGCCAAGAAUGCACAAACUUUAAAACUUAAAAAAAUAAUUGUGAGAUACAAUUACUCACACACUUAGCCGAAAAUUAAUUUUUAAAUGAUCGUUUAUCGUAAAGUAACCAGGUUGUGUGCAUGUGAUGGUAAAAAUUUAUACGCAUCAUAAAUUUUUUCUUAUUCUUUAUAUUUUUUAAUCUAUUUUUUUAUUUAUUCUCUAAGGUUAUGGCACCUAGUAAGCAAUGGAUGCAACUUUUUCUUAAUAAUCGGGUUGACAAAUCCUACUUAGACGCAAAGUUCUUGAAUUAUGCUUUUUGGGGAACAGAAGAAGACUCUGAAAUAAGAUGUCCAUGUUACAGAUGUUGUAAUACAACAUUAGGAACUCGUGAGACGAUAAAGUCACAUUUGAAAGUAUAUGGAAUAAUUCAAAAUUAUACUUUUUGGUAUCACCAUGGUGAACAUUUAGGUGAUCCAGUAUCAGACUCUAAAGAUGAACAUGAUGAAAAAGUAGAAGAUUGUGAGAGAAUUAUAUCCUAUUAGUACACUGUAAUCCCAAAACUUCAUCAUUCAAAACCUUUCUACUAUCUCUCUGGGUGAAACUAUCAUUUUCCUCAUUGCUUUCAGGUACCUUCAUUUGAUUAUCAACCUUUACCACUGUAGCUUCAUCUAUACUGCUUUCCUGCUGUAUCUGGGAUCCACCUCUUUCAAGUGGAGGUUUCCCCUUGUUAGCAAUCUGCCACACCCUUUUUGGGCCCUGUAGUUCUUUUUGUGUUCUGCUUUCUUGUACGCACUGAAAAGUUAUUCCCCUUUUUCAUCUUCUAAUCACUCAAUUUCAUAGAAUACUAGAACGAAAUACUGGAUAGGAGAUUGAAAUUAGAACUGGAACUAAAUACUAGACAAGGAAUAGAAACUAGAACUGAAUACUAGACAUGGGAUUCAACCAUCUUCUUUAUCUUUCAUUUUAUAGAAGUUUCUCGCUUUACAAUAAUUCUAAUUUUUGUUUUCACUAUAAUUUCUAAAUUCUCAAGUGCCAUCUUUUCUGGACACAUGGAGCAAACCACUCAAUCAUUUGUUGCACCAACAACAACCAUUACCAAUUUACUUAACCUUCCAGCAGCAUCAAUAUUAACAUGAUUUGCAACUCUUCAUCUUUUGCUAGUUCUCAGUCCUUCAUAUGUCGUUUUUACUCUUUCAUGUCUUUCUUCUAAUCCUAAUACAAGACAGAGAAUUAAGCCAUCUUAAUAAUGUCUAAGUGUGAUCUUUAAUCAUUUUACUUAUCAAAAAUCUUCCAUAUCAUACUCUCCUCUAUUUUCAGCUUCUUUACUAUAGAAAUGGAGUUAACCAUCAUUUAUGUUAUGAUCAUUAACUUAACUCAUGUUUUGAUUAUUGUAUGAUAAAUUUGAGAAUGAUGACAUAAAUGAUCAUCGUGAUCAUAUAAUUGGAUGGAUGAAUGAGUUAUGGAAUAAAUGGAAAGGGUACUUUGCAUGCUACAUAUGUUAAGAAUAAGCCAAUUGUACAAGCUCCUAAGAAUAUUCCGAAGGGAGUAGAUGAGAAGGAGUUGGAGUGGUUAGUUAAGGAACAUUUUUGUUCUGAAAGUUUUCAGGAGAGAAGCAAUAGGAAUGCACAAAAUCGAGCUAAGUUGAAGAUGUUUCAUCAUAUUGGUAGAAAGCCUAUUAGAGAGAUUAUUUAUCAGCAGGGUGGAAACGACGGCAACCCACCAAAUUUGGCGACUAUUUUCUUUGAGACUCGUAAGAAAAAUAACAAGCUUAUUGAACCUGAAGCAAUUGAAAAACAUCUUGUUGAUGUUUCUGGAUAAGCCAUGGUGAAGUUUGAUGUUCUUUUGUGAUAUUGAAGAUUAAAGUUACAAGUCAAGAUGCAAGUUUAGAAGAUGCACAAGGAGCCCGUUUGGAUGAGCUUAAAAAAAGUAACUUUUAUGUAUGAAGUGCUUUUAGAAUUUUGAAGUGCUGAAAGUUAUUUUUAUAAACGGAAAAGGGUCAAAAUUACCCCUGAACUUUGAAAAAUAGUUUAUUUAUGCCCUUCGUUAUACUUUAGGGUCAAUUAUACCCUUACCCUUUUACUUUAGGCCAAAUAUGCCCUUGAGUAUAAUAGAGUGCCACGUGUC
Molecule: messenger RNA, 3715 nt
Organism: Solanum dulcamara
Lineage: Eukaryota; Viridiplantae; Streptophyta; Magnoliopsida; Solanales; Solanaceae
Exons: 5
Coding region: 3044-3409 (121 amino acids)
Source: RefSeq, a predicted model, not a curated record